Messenger RNA from Larimichthys crocea (large yellow croaker), 2355 nucleotides. It is a transcript of the gene slc10a2, whose product is annotated as solute carrier family 10 member 2. Gene Ontology annotation, molecular function: bile acid:sodium symporter activity. Gene Ontology annotation, cellular component: apical plasma membrane. Lineage: Eukaryota; Metazoa; Chordata; Actinopteri; Sciaenidae. Gene Ontology annotation, biological process: bile acid and bile salt transport. The coding region runs from base 182 to 1477 and encodes 431 amino acids. The record is from RefSeq and is a predicted model, not a curated record. The transcript has 7 exons.
AAAGGGGGUAAUUUUUAUAGGCACUGUGCAAAGAAUUCAGUGUACAUACAGGAUGUGCCCUGUCUUGGAGAACUACAAGCAUCUUCCCUGCCUUACUGGCAUUGAAGGGUGAUGAUGCUGCAUACCAUAGGUAUCCAAUAAAGUUUUAAAAGGCUAAAGCGCUAAAGGGCAAUAAAGGGUAAUGAUAAAGGGCCAGUUGUUGUCACUGUCGCUACCAUCUUCUUGGAUAUCAGAAGGAAGAAGGAGAAGCUGGAGUAGUCUGGUGGAAUCUUUAAGAAGCUUUACAAUCUUUCCUCCAGUCUUCUCUCAACUUGGGAUCCACCGAUUAUCCUCUUCUUCUCCCAUUACAACGUCCACAAUGGCGACAACUACGAUGCCCGCUGUCUGCGACUCUCUUUCCACAGUCUGCUCAGGCACAAACUGCCUUGCUCCUCCUAGCAACUUCAAUGCAAUCCUGAGCCUUGUGUUGAGCACAGUGCUCACCGUAAUGCUUGCUAUGGUCAUGUUCGCCAUGGGUUGCACCGUGGAUGCCAAGAAGCUGUUGGGCCAUCUUAGGAGACCGUGGGGCAUCUUCAUCGGCUUCCUCUGCCAGUUUGGCAUCAUGCCUUUCACAGCUUUUGCCUUGUCAUUGGCCUUCCAGGUGCUGCCUGUGCAGGCUAUUGUCAUCAUCAUUAUGGGCUGCUGUCCUGGAGGCACCGGCUCUAACAUUAUCUGCUACUGGCUGGAUGGAGACAUGGACCUAAGUAUCAGUAUGACAGCCUGUUCCUCCAUCAUGGCCUUGGGGAUGAUGCCUCUCUGUCUGCUCAUUUACACCUCCAUCUGGACUUCCAGCAACACCAUCCAGAUCCCAUAUGACAGUAUUGGUAUCACUCUAGUGUCUCUUCUUGUCCCAAUUGCUCUGGGAAUUUACGUUAAACGCAGGUGGCCCCACAUAGCAAAAAAGAUCCUUAAGAUAGGGUCCAUUGCAGGCUUUGCUCUUAUUAUCAUCAUCGCUGUGGUUGGAGGAAUUCUCUACCAGUCCUCCUGGACCAUAGCUCCUUCCCUAUGGAUCAUUGGAACAAUCUACCCCUUCAUUGGUUUCAGCCUGGGGUUCAUCCUGGCUCGCAUUGCGGGUCAACCCUGGCACAGAUGUCGAACCAUCGCAUUGGAGACUGGUUUCCAGAAUUCCCAGCUGUGCAGCACCAUCGUCCAGCUGUCCUUUAGCCCUGAUGAGUUGGAGGUCAUGUUUGCGUUCCCCCUCAUCUACAGCAUCUUCCAGCUGGUGGUGGCAGUCAUAACUGUGGGAGGAUAUCAGGGAUAUAAAAGAGCAUUUGGCAUCAGUUCACCUGAUCGAGACAGUGAGGCUCCAUCCUUGGAAGGUGGCGAUAAUGAAGCAAAAGAGAAGGACUAUGCUGUGGAAAAUAGUGCCUUUGAGCUUGAUGAGAACGCCAACAGCGGAGAGAAGGAAAAGAGCGCGAACAAGAACACCCAGCUGUGAGAUUACAGACCUGCAAAUCACAGACUUUGGACUAUGAACAUCCACAGCCUGACUCAACUGUGAACACACACUGCACUCUGCAGGCCGGAGGUGUCUUUCCCAGAAUGGCCAAAAAUUAACAUCGGAAGGGGAGACAAUGACUUUCUCACUAUAUUGCAUAAGUCAGAUAUUAGAGCCUCCUUGCCUUAAUUUAUUCAUACACAAUUAUUUAAAACCUCAUUCUGUCAUGAAUUCUGCUGCGCCCAUGUUAUUUAAUUAAUGUCUACAUAAUUCAUUUAUGUGGAUUAACUGUGUGUCCGUAUAUUUACAACUGAAUGCAGAUAUGUAACCUUCAUAUUCAUAUUGGACAGCCCAUGUUUUACAGCUGUCUAAUCCACUGACAUAUAUAGUAUAAUAGUUUUUAUGUAGUUUGUAUCCUUAUUCUCUUUUCUCAUGUAGCAGAUAAAAUCAGUGGUUAUUACACGCCAGCUUUGGCACUUUGGUCCCUGAUGCAAAUUUCUGUUGCACGUUCUCAGCUCUUCUAUACCUCAUUUAUGCUGGUGGAUAAAUAAAAGUAAGGGUCUUGUCACGUUUAGAGAUUCAUAAAGUGCUCAGUUUCUGCAGAGCACAGCUGAUUCUUAGCAGUUUUAAAGACCUAAGCUAGUUUUAUAUACAUGUCUGAACUGAGGAAACAUGGAUAUACAUAUCAUGUCAUAAUCGCAGUAUAUUUAUGAUACUCGUACUUUAAUUUAUUCGUGCUCUGUGUUGUGAGAAUGUGACAAACGCAGAAUUCUGUUAAUUUACUUUGUCUAUUGAAAGCUUGCAUUUUCUUGACUUUGUACAGAAACAACAUAUUUUACAAAACCUCUGUGCUUUUCUGUUUACCACUGUUUUACAAG